Molecule: messenger RNA, 1233 nt
Organism: Penicillium pulvis
Lineage: Eukaryota; Fungi; Ascomycota; Eurotiomycetes; Eurotiales; Aspergillaceae
Product: acyl-CoA desaturase
Exons: 2
Coding region: 1-1233 (410 amino acids)
Biological process (GO): unsaturated fatty acid biosynthetic process
Cellular component (GO): endoplasmic reticulum membrane
Molecular function (GO): iron ion binding; heme binding; stearoyl-CoA 9-desaturase activity
Source: RefSeq, a predicted model, not a curated record
AUGGCAUCGAACAGAGUACUUGAAAAGCCAAAGAUUAGCAAGCGGAGUUGGAGCGAUGAGUUCCGUUACUAUGCCCAGAAUUUGAAUAUUAUGAAUGCGAUAAUCCUACUUGGCGCUAUCCCAACUUACUUCACGGCCAUUCUGCAUGUGCCUCUUCGCUGGGAAACCUUCUUAUUGACUGGUGUCUUCUACCUCGCAGGAGGUAUGGGGAUAACAGCAGGAUAUCACCGUCUCUGGUCUCAUAAAUCGUACAAAGCAUCAACGCCACUACGAUACUGGUUGGCCAUAAUGGGAGCCGGUCAAUGGCAAUGGUCCAUCCUCUGGUGGGCAAAGCACCAUCGCUCCCACCAUCGCUACACCGACACCGAACAAGAUCCUUACAACCCCACCCGUGGGUUCUUUUUCUCCCAUGUUGGGUGGCUAGUUGGUUAUAACCCCAAGUCAUGGGGAAAGGUAGACCUCUCAGAUCUACUAGCCGACCCCGUAGUAGUCUGGCAACACAAAUGGGGCACUCUUGUAGGGUUCAUAACCGCCGUUUUGUUCCCAGUGUUAAUCGCCCAUUUUGGCUGGAAUGAUGCACGCGGUGCGCUUGUGCACACAGUUCUGGGACGGUUGAUGUGGAUCUGGCAUCUAGGAUUCUUCGUGAAUUCCAUCGCGCACCUCCCCUGGUUUGGCUCACAGCCGUACUCGGAUAAACACAGUGCGCGCAAUGUAUUACUCUUCGCGUGGGUUUUGGCGGGCGAGGCCAGUCACAAUUUCCAUCAUACUUUUCCUGCUGAUUAUCGGAAUGGACUUCACUGGUAUGAAGGUGAUUUGUCACGGUGGUUUAUCCGAACCUGUGAGCGGUUAGGACUUGCGUGGGAUCUUCAUAUCACCAGUCCAGCUGAGAUUGAGAGAGCGCGACAGCGGCAGAUCAAUAUUGCGGAAGGGAUUGCUCAUGGGCCGGAGAUUGCUGAGCUGCCCGAGAUGGAAUGGCAGGAUUUUGUGGAACAGGCGGCUGCUGGUCGGUGCAUUACGGCCGUGCAUGGGAUUAUUUAUGAUGUCACUGAAUUCAUGGCUGAACAUCCUGGUGGGCCUGAAUUGGUGCAGCAAUAUAUCGGGAAAGAUGCUACUGUGGCGUUUUAUGAUGAGGCUUCUCAUGUUCAUUCUCCUUAUGCUGAGACUUUGUUAGGUAAUAUGCGGGUGGCCGUUACGCGUCGACAGGAGGGUUUCAACGAGAAGAAAACAGGCUAA